AUGGAUACUCCAACGAAAUGGAUAGCUUCGAUGAUUGAACGCCUCCUGAGCUCCUAUUUGAGUAAAACUUCGGUCAAAAUCCCUUUUGAGAACGACCAGAGCAACCUCCGCUUCCGGAUCGAUGCCAUCAAGAGUGUUCUGGUGAACAGUUGUACGGAAGACCGACACUUUAACAAGCUCAAUGUGACUGACUCAGACGCCCAAGUCGAAGCGAUCUUUUCCAGAGAGGCGCUGGAGGACUAUCAGAAGAGAUACUCACAGCAUCCGUUCAGCAAGGAGGAGAUACGAGGAUACCGUGUUCAGCUGGAGGACUUUGAGCUAGUCUUGGAGUAUACCACGGCAACCCCGAAGGUCCAUCUCUAUGUCCAACGUUUCAAGGUAGAAUGGGGCUCGGCCAGGCUCAAGACCCCCUCAAAGGGGAAGACCCUUCGGAAACAUCCGGUUUAUAAGUUGAUGCAAGAUGCGUCCAGAGAUGCCAAGCAAUCUUUGCAGCAUAUCAUGGCGCCUGCCCCUCGAGCCAAGGAUUCGUUCUCUUCGCAGACCCAUCAGUCGUUCCAAAUGCCUGCCUCGCAGAAUGGUUUCAUGUCCCAGACGGCCCAACAGUCUCACAGGGCGGUAGUUAAUGAGAAGCAGCCACUGGAGAAACCGGGACUUUGCCUUGAAGACCCCUGGAAGGAUUUACCUCGAAUUGAGGAACGGGAUAUUCGUAUACCCAAGGACCAACAGGAUUUACUAGGGUUACAUAAGCGUCGCUGGAUACCACCUCUACCCGGGGAAAGCAAACCACAAGGCCACGUACCGCCUCGUCUACUUGCUCAGUGGAACACUAUUGUGUCGCGAAGAUGCCGCGCCGCUAGGGAAAGGUCACCGAAACAAGCAACACCGGAAUCGUCUCCAUCUGAACGGCGUCCACUUGAUUCUCCCAGCCCCACACCUCGAGCCGAUUCAGACUCAGAAGGCGAGCCUCUGACGUCGCAGUGGUCAGAAAGCUCCCCGGAACAGACUAUACGUCGACGUCCAGCCCUGCCUGAAGAUAGUAGCCCAAUAAGAGGGAGCCCGCGCAGGCUAGGGCGAAAUGCACCGUUGGUAGAUAGACCCGAAGUGCAAGCGGAUCGUAUGGCCGAAAAGUCUAUUCCGGAAUCCCGUCAGCGUGUUCUAAGCACGGGGUCUGAGAAUCCAGGGGACGUUGCUGGUCGGGCCAAAACAGGUAUACAUCCUACUCGGCGAAGCAUCACAGUUCGAGACCAUAGUCUACGAGAUGACUCGGAUGGAGACAGUGAUGACUCCAUGAUGGACACCUCUGUGCCUUGUCCACUUGGAGUCGAACUAUCUCAGUUGCAGUUUGUCCGUCAGUCGGAGCAGGAGAUAACCAGCUCAGGCCCGUCUCUUCCUGCGCCUGCUACACAAGAUCAGGUGCAGGUGCUGGACACCCCCGAGACCAACUUGAGACGGUUUCGCCAUUCUCAGCCCGAACUGAGUAGCAAAGCCCCGCAAAUGCAGGCCCCUAGUACCCAGUCACCCAGUGUAGACAAAUCUUCAUCUCAGUCACGAAUUCUGAAUUCUAUCGGGAGUAGCACCAACAAGGAGUCUUCUUUACAAAGUCUUCCACAUGAUCGAUCCCAGGGCACUAACGCGGAAAUCCGAGUGGACAUUGUUGGGACGCAGAUGAGCAGUCGGGACCUACCAACGCAGGACCCAACGCCGUGUUCUACCGCAGAUGUGGUUCUAGAUUCAAGUGCCCCGAGACUGAGUGAAGCGAGUGUGAUCAUGGAAGUCGUACUGCCCUCGUCUCUGCCGCUCGAGACCGAUAGUCAAAAGGAAGCUAGCUACGAUUUUCUGGCACAGAGAUCAUCAAACCGGCAUUCCGUGGGAGUGGUCUCGAAACGUCCUGCGUCUGCUCUCGAAGACGAGGCAUAUGGCCCAUCCAAACGACCUCGAACGCAGCCGCCUGAAACAGCGCACGGACCAGCUUCCAGCGCAUUGCAUCGACAGAGUCCCCGCGAUCCCGCUGAUAGCUGGGAAGCUCAUCAGACUUAUGGGAAGUUCUGUCGUAAUUAUCCAAACUAUACUGGCGACUUUCAUCACUUCUCCAAGCUCUGCUUUAAGCUUCAGGCUGUGCGAGCUAAGGGCCACCUGCAACGGUCUUUCUUAUGGGAUGACUUCAUUAUCAAGUAUCUCGAAGAUUUUCCUGGCUAUAUACAGCAGAGCCAGGUAUCGGAAUCAAAGUCCAUGGAUUACGAAGACUAUUUUGCAUGUACUUUUUCCCGACCUAUAUACAAGAAGCGAAGCCUGACAGCGCAGGGUAUCGCGAUUGCAGCAGCACAGUAUGACCCAGCCAACGAGGAUCAUGUGCCUGCUCCUGUACCUGCCCCGGCACCCAGGCCAGACACAUCGUUUACUGGCAGUCUUGUGGACCGCUUCACUAACCUGAAAGCUGACUCUUUCGAGCCGGGGAGCCAGGCUACCUUAUCCGACACUGACAUGGAUAUAUCGUCUGUAAUGUCGUCACCCACUCCCCAUCGCCAGCCUCAAUCUGUCGCCCAGGCCGGGAAUUGGAAUAUGACACGCCAUAGAGAGCAAAAGCACACCGAGGAAGAUGCGUCUUCUGACCUUGCCUCAGCAGAGCGGCUUGUAAUACCUACUAGCUCAGCCAGCGCUUACGAGUCCGCUCUGGAAUAUGCCCCCAUACACGAUGGAUUUACCGCUUUCGAGAAAGAGAAUGCUCCGGAGUCUAGUGGCCUAGAAAGUGGGCAGAUAUCUAAGGCGGCGACACCAACUCCAGGCAACCAAGUGUCAACAAUCGAGACUGCGCAGCACGAACAGCACACAGGGUGGCAUUACAUGGAUGAUCGAGAUACAACUCCAAAACCAGCGGAACCAGUUACCGUGGUUGAGCCCGAGCAGCACGCUUCGCAAGUCGAGGACAAUUCAGUGGCUGAUCGCGACGACACCUCAACACCCACGGAAUCGAUCAUAGGGCUUGAAUCCCAGCACCACGCCUCGCAAGUCGAGGACAGUUUGAUGGCUGAUCGGGACGCCACUCCGACACCGGUGGAGCAAAUUCUUGCUGUUCAGUCUCAAGAACAUGCUUCGCAAGCCGAGGACAGCUUGGUGGCCGAUCACGACGUCACUCCAACACCAGUAGAGCCAAUCAUCGCUGUUCAGUCUCAGCAUGAAUCUCAAACUAAGGAUCGCACUGUGACUGAUCAAGCUGCUGAGACGACAAUUCCCAGUCAUGUCGAGAUCAGCCAAGUUGACGAGCUUGAGGGCAGUCAAAAUAUCUCAAUGGGCGAGCUGGAAAGCACAGAUGGAUCUAUCCUGGAAGAUGCUGAAAAUAUGGAAGGCCAAGAGUCGGAAUCGGUGGUCUCAGAAGAAGACCUGGAAGUGAUCGGUGCAAGGAACGCAGCACUGUCUUCCGUGCUUGAAACGAAUGCCAAGAAACCUGAAGAUGCCCACGCUGCCGUCGAUAAGGGUUUUGAAGGAGUGGACACAGCAGAACACCCGCCAUUAUCGAUUGCAGCUAAGGAAGAAAACAAGUCGAUUGUGGAAGACAUUCAUGGCACAGUCGGCCAGGAAGCCGAGGAUAUGGACUCAGCGGAGCACCUCGAACCCGUCCCCGCAGCGGACCAAGCAGGGCCCACCACCGUGGGGGAACAAGAUCAGUCUCAGGCCCACGACACACCUGACCAAGAAAGCCAAGAUGUCGAUAUGACAGUAGAAAGUCAAGAGUCGUCGAAUUCAAACACGCAAGACUCUGUUGGCCAAGGAACUACGCCAUUGGACGUAGCAGAACAGCCACAGGCCAUUCUUGCAGACAAGGCUGGGUCUCACGAACCAGAAGAGCAUAAUGAGUCGACAGGGCAAAGCUUACACGAUACCACUGACAUGGAGGUCGAAAGAGUCGGUUCAGCGAAGCACUCGCCGUCUGAUGCAGCAGGGGAGCUAAAUGGCUCCGAGGCGGAAGAACACGAUGCGCCGAUAAAUCAAGACACUCCUACCGUUGAUCACAGAAAUUGGGCCUCCGAAGGACGGGGAGAACACGACCAAUCGGUCAUCCAGGACAUCCAGAACUCAUUUGAUCAGGAAAAUGGAGAAAUGGACUCAGCAACAACCUCACAUUCUAUUGUUGCAGAGGAUAGGGCAGAGCCCGCCCAGCCGGAAGUGCAAGAGGUGCCCUUUGCCGGAGGCACCAAUGAUGUGCCUGCUCAAGCGCCGGGUGCGAUAAAUCCGGCUAAGCGAGACGCUGUUGUUGCAGGGGAUGAAACAGUAUCUGCCAAGCAACAAUCGAAGCCCUCGGACGCGGACGCGGAGACUGGGAGCGCGGACGAAGAUCUGCAUUCAGUUCCUGCAGUAGACGAAGCUGCAUCUGCCAGGCGACCUCUGAUAGAACAAUCGGAGCCUUCUGACGCUGAGGCUGAGAGCGCUGACAGAGAGCCGCGCCAUGUCAUGGUUGCGGUCGAACCACGAUCCGUCAGAAAUGGUUCGGUUAAGUUAGAAGGGCCCUUCGAUGCUGAUGUGGAGAGCGUUAUUGAGCAACUGCACUCUGUUCUUGCAGGGAAUGAAGCCAGCGCUCCCGAACAAGCUUCGCCAGGUCCAGCAGAGCACUCGGACAUUGAUAUGGACAGCGAUACCGAGCUUCUGCCCUAUGUCCUGGCGGAGCACGCAGCCGGCUCGGCCGAACACGCUCUAGUAGAACCGGCCGAGCACUCGGAUAUUGUCAUGGAGAGCGAAGUGGAGCUUCUGCUCUUUGACGAUAAAGAGGAUAGAGCAAGCUCUACUAAGCAAGCACCAGUAUCUCCAGAAAUGCACUUCGACCCCGAAACUGCGGGUCCAGCCGAUCCCAACGCGACGACAGCGUCCGAGUUCGAGGAGGAUGAGGAAAACGGUGACUCCAUGUGCAUUGAGGAACACCACGAGACCGCCAGCAUCGAACUCGGCGAAGAACCGCCGUCCCCGCCGCCCGCUCCUCCACCGCAAGCGCAGCCCGAGACCGCAUCCGAGGCGGAGAGUGACACUGAUGACAUGAACGAGAACUGGUUCCUGUCCCUCCGCCAUCUCCGUCCGACAGGAUCGGUCUGGUCGGACGACCCCAAUACACCCUUCAAGCAGUGGGUUCGAGCCGAUCAAGCGAUUCUAAGUGAGCGUGACCGCCGCGGCGGGGCGUACCUUCCUGUCGAUGCGAAGGGGGUGAUUCAACGACCGGACUAUCGAUGACUUCUCAUUUUCGAGGCUUGUAGUUCCUACUCUUCUAUCUCGUACUUUCAUUUGUAUUUCGGUGCAUAUCAUUACGUGGGCUUAAUUUGUUAUUUGGCUGAUAAAAAGCGGGCGACAUGAAUUAGAUGAUUAUCCUCGGAUUCGAUGAGUGGAGAGCGGUUCAAGUUCGAAUAUGGAUCCAGGUUUAUGACUACUACAUAUUGUAUUCUACUAAUAUGCUGCUGCUUGGUUCGCAUCGGAUAAUGAU
This is a messenger RNA of Aspergillus uvarum CBS 121591, 5461 nucleotides long. RefSeq lists its product as uncharacterized. The coding region runs from base 1 to 5214 and encodes 1737 amino acids. The transcript has 3 exons. Lineage: Eukaryota; Fungi; Ascomycota; Eurotiomycetes; Eurotiales; Aspergillaceae. The record is from RefSeq and is a predicted model, not a curated record.